ACUGUUAAUGGUGAAUUUAAUGGUUCAUUAGUUGCUUAUGAACUUCCACCAUUAGGUGACAUACGUAAAGGAAAUUUUAUAAAACAUAUUCUUGCUAGUGAUUUUCGACCACUUACUCAAGCCAAAGGUCAAGGAGCACCAGGACAAGCCAUAGCAAUUCAAUUAUAUUCUCUCACUGUACGAAAGAAGCCUAGUUUAAUAAUAUCUGGUGAUGAUGAUGGUUGUGUGUAUUUCCUAGAAGCAAUUCAUGAUGAUGAUCCAUCAAAUUGGGAAUAUUCAAUAAAGAUAAUUCAUCAAUCUGAUAAAUCAACGACUGGUCAAGUUAGUGUUGAAGAUGUUGACAAUGAUUGUCAUCCAGAAAUGUUUGUACCGGCUUAUAAUGAAGGCAUUGUCUAUAUUUAUCGACUAGUGGACAAAUAA
Molecule: messenger RNA, 420 nt
Organism: Rotaria sp. Silwood2
Lineage: Eukaryota; Metazoa; Rotifera; Eurotatoria; Philodinida; Philodinidae
Source: the annotation of a GenBank genome assembly